UCUCCGUGACAGCGUGACGGGGGAGGAGGACAGGGCGGCCCGGCCCCUCCCACUCCGCCUUUUCUCCUGGGUCCUGCCCCCAAGGCCGGCAGCAGGCGCGGGGUCACCGGCGAGUGUGCGCAGGGACUCCGGACACCGAGGGCGGCGCGCUGCGGACCAGCCAUCCGCAAGCCAGACUCGUCAGCGCCAUGGGCGCCCUCACCGCCACGCGGGGGCUCUGGGGGCCACUGCCCCUGCCGCUCCUCCUUCUGGGCCUCCUCGUCGCGGCGGGCACGAGCUUGGCAGACAGGAACUCCUCAGAUUCUCCUUUUACAAUUCAACCUACCAGAGAAGAAAUGACGGGAGAAAGCUCUAACCUUCCCUUGGCGAGUCACAACAUAUCACUGACUGAACAUUCCAGUGUGCCAGUAGAAAAAAAUAUCACUUUAGAAAAACCUUCUAAUAUAGCACUCACAUGCCAGUUCACAACAUCUGGGGAUUUAAGUGCAGUAAAUGUGACUUGGAGAAAAGAUAAUGAAGUACUCAAGAAUAAUUAUCUCACCAAUACAAUGGGAAACAUCCUGUAUACACAAUACACGUUCACAAUCAUUGAUAGCAACCAAAUGGGAAGUUAUUCUUGUCUCUUUGAAGAGCAGAAGGAACAGAGGGGCACAUUUUAUUUCACAGUACCUGAAAUUCAUGGAAAAAACAAACGAUUGAUCACUUAUGUGGGAGAUUCUACUGUUUUAAUAUGUAAAUGUUAUGAUUGUGUUCCUUUAAAUUGGACCUGGUAUAGUAGUAAUGGGAGUGUACAGGUUCCUGUUGAUAUUCAAAUGAAUGAUAAGUUCAUGAUCAGUGGAACAUAUGCUAAUGAAACAAAGCUCAAGAUAAUGCAACUUUCAGAGGAAGAUAAAGGAUCUUACUGGUGCCAUGCCAUAUUCCAGCUAGGCGAGAGUGAAGAACACAUGGAACUUGUCGUGCUGAGCUAUUUGGUGCCCCUUAAACCAUUUCUUGCAAUAGCUGCUGAAGUUGUUCUUUUAGUUGCUAUUAUUCUGCUCUGUGAAGUAUACACCAAAAAGAAAAAUAAGCCCCCAGAUGAGAGAGAAUUUGAACAAAUUGAGCACCUGAAAUCAGAAGAUAGCAAUGGUAUAGAAAACAGUGCCCCAAGGCACAGAAAAAAUUAAGUUCCUUCCAAAUGAUAGUCUAAUAAAAGGAAUCAGUGAACCAAGAAUGAGAAACAUCAUGUCAAGACACAUGGGAUGAUAUACAAAGAGUUUGUAUUUCAACUUUGUUUGUGCUUCCUGUUACGAGCAUCUGAGUUAUUUUUGAAAGGAUGAAAAGCUUACACAUGCUCAGCAGAAGCUUCAUAAAUAAUAUAUGCUAUCUCAGAUAUUAAGAUAUAUUUUCAUUUUGUAAUUAUUUUACAUUAAAGCAAGGUAAAUUAAAUUUGUUCUAUGAGCUAAAACCCAGGAUAAUUAAUAUCAUGUUGGUUCUUAAAGAACACACAUAACAGACACCAGCAGCACCAGUUAUCAGUCGUAGAGCAACAGUCACUCAAGACCUAAUAACUACCAAAGAAAUUACAGAGAAAGCCUUGACCAUUUGUCUCAAAAUGUUUUUUUCCUUUCAAAAUCAUGCUUACUGUGUAUUAAAGUAUUUGUAACAAUUUUUAUGUUAAGUUAAUCCUUCUGUGAUAUUGAAAAAAGUGUCUUAACUAUGAAAGGCGUGCUUGUUGUCUCUGCUAGUGAUGGUUACUCUACAUCCUCCACAAGAAAAACAUUUUCAUUCAUAAAAAUUGGUUUAAAGCAAGAAAAUCAAACCACAUAAAUGCUCCCAACUCUCACCACAAAAGCAAAUUUUCUAAUCUUUAUUCCCUCAUGUACGCUGCUUUCCCACAAGCUAAAGUACAGUCUUCCAUGGUUUAGAGCAUUUCAAAAAUUUUAAGCCAUGGGUUUUGGACUUCUUAAGGUAUACCUGGUAUUGAGGUUUUAUGGUGCAGGUCCCGAUAGUCUUAAUGCAACAUACCAGAGGGAUUCUUCUUUGGUUCUGAGGGAGACCUAGGGACUGUGACAAGGAACCCACAAACCUUAGUGACUAGAGGAUUAAAGUUUGGGAAGCAGAGUUGAAUGAUUUGAAAAAAAAAAAUACUUUGUAAAAACUUACACAAAAUACUGGCUGAAAAUAUAAAUAAAAUUCUGGUAGUAAAAAUUAUAAUUAUGUGACAUUUUAACCAAUGUUUGAAAAUAUUACCAGUAUGAAUACUCAGUCCCUGACACACAUAAGAUGAUGACUUGCAAGCUGUUCAUUUUGUUGCAGCAGUAUUUUGUUGUAAAGAAUGUUAACUGCACAUACAUGUUUUGUUGAACUAGAAUACAUCCUUAAGCAAAGGCAUACUUCAUAUAAACAAUUCUUGGUCUCAGAGCCAUGAUGCAUGCAUGUUUUUGGUUUAAUUCAUUAUUAAUCUGAUUAAAUUGUAUUAGGUGAUAAUCUGUAUGAUGGCAGACAACCAGUCAAUUAGCUUAAUUACUAAAUUCUUAUUCAGUAAAAAAAUUAGUCAAACCUGCUGUUUGACUAGGUUCAUUUCAAACGGGUAUAUUUGAGACUGUGUAUACACAAAAUCUAAAACAAUUUGUAACUCAUUUGUAGUAUGCAACUUUCCAUUUUGCCAUCACUGACUAUUUAGGCUGAAAUAGUCUUCAAGCAAGAAAUAUUGCUGCCCCAAGGUAAAAUAACCUGAAAUGCUUAAAGAGUAAAUUGAAUUUUUAUAUGACAAUACUUACUAUUUAUUUUUAGUAGCAAAGACAAUUUAUUUCAGGAAUCUUAAACAAAUAUUACCCAGAAAAUUAAAGUUGAAUUUUGGCUUUUCAGAGAUUCUCUGGAGACUUCUGGAAAUGUAUUUCAUCACUGUUAGUUUAAAAAUGGAACGUUUCCACUAACCUCAUGGAAAUGAUAAAUGGAUUAACUAAUAAUGACCAAUUGUAGCUUGACUGCAAAUGCUAAGCAAGCAGAAAAGCUCAAGUGGGAAAACUACUCCCAUUUAAUGUAUUAGACUCUUUGGGAAACUCAAUUAAUCUUUCCAGCUAACAGGGCUAUUUAACCUGUUAAGUAGAUGUAAUGAUGUUACAAAAUGCCGACACUUGCUUAUACAAUAUACUCAAGACUAAAUCUCCCUUUUCAGUCUUUCUGGUUUUCCCCCAGCAUCUAGUUAUGCCAAAACAUUGAACUCAUUGUAAGAAUUUUUCUCCUUUAUUUUCUCCUUUAUUAACUAAUACUUGUUGGUUAUAAAUCCGUGUUCCUUUGAACUUAAUAGCUCAUUAAUCUACUCCAUUGCCUCCAUCACUCCACCCUUGUCAGCUGCAUCAGCUAAGGUUUUAAUUUUCCUGCCUCAGUUUUAUCUUCUAUCAAUUUGUUCUGCACACCACUGCCAAAGUCUUUCUAAAACAGAAAUCUCACUUAUAACUUAAUGUGGCGUGUUCUAUGCCAAACCUAGCAGGCUCACCUUUGACAUUUCUUAAUAUUGCAGUUCUCCAAAUCACAAAUCUCUCUCCAGUGUCUUGAUGGAGCCUUGCCCAAAUGUAGAACUUGCCCAGAAUUUUCACACCACUUCCCUCCUUGCCUAAGUCAAGUUUAGCUUUCAAGACUUUACUCUGCUGUUACUUCCCGCAGGGUGCCACAUACCAAGUAGAGUGUGUACUGUCGUAUGAGUUCCAUCACACUUUUUUGUGUGUCUGUUACCUUGAAUUAUAAUUAUACAUUUAUUGGCUGUUUCCUUGAAUUCUGUCUUUUAUUCUUGUACCCUGUACCUAACACAUAGAAGGGCAUAUUAGAAACAUCAAGAAAUGUGUGUUGAAUGGAUGAAUGUAUAAAUGGACAGCAAUCAAAUUUUAUACAUUUUUACUUAUUUUUUAGCAGAAUAUUCUAAAUUGUGACAAAUCAGAAAUGGAAAAUAUUCUAACAGAGGAAAAGUAUGUUUUUAUAACUUUUAACAUUUACCUCUAUUACUUUAAAAGGCACAGAAUAAUAGAAAGUCAAGGUCCUUUCAGAUUCUCUUUCAUAAUGUGUUAAUGUCUGAUGAGCAAAGCAAGUUCUGGUUACCUAAAACAAUUUGUAUAGGGUAGGUCCUUUUCCACUUAUUUAAAUUUCUAAUUGUCCUCUAUUUUUCAUGGACAGUACAAAUGCAAAAUCUUAUUCUAGCCUUUGCCUCUUUUAAUAAGGUAGCAUAUUAACUUUAAAUAUGAAGGGUUUUAAAAAUUGUAUUUUGCUCAGUACUGUAGAGUUUGUUGAUAAUUGUGCCUCCUCCGCUAACCACCUCAUUUCUUUCCAUCUCCUCCCAGUACCUUAUAGUGCCUUGAAAUAUCAUAGAUUCAGUUAAAAUUGUUAUUUGAAAAGGAACCAGUUUUUUAAAACUUUCAUUGUAUAGUUUUAUCAAAAGCUUGUCUUUAAUCAAAUAUAUCAAAAGAAAAAAAGUACUUUUGCUUGUUUCCUGCAUCUUCAUAUGUUGAAGCAUUUAAAGACUUAAGCAAAAUGAUUUACUGAAUAUUUACCAUAUUUCUUUAUAGAAUAAUAAAUCUUCUCUAAUUGAACAAAUCUAUGCAAAGAAUUAAGCAUAUUUGUCCCCAUUAGCAUUGUUUGUUUUCAGGUGGAAAUACAUUCAAAUAUAUGUGCCAGUAUCCCUUAGAAUGCACAAUGACCUACAAGUUGCAUACACUGAAUAAAUACUUACUGAAUGAAUGAAUUAAGAAAGGAAUGACACAAUUAUAUUUGGAAUCUCAGAUUAUACAUAUUUACAUAGUACGGCCUUUUGAUUAACUGUGAAUUUAUCCUACUCUAAUGUAGACAAAAAAGAAAACAGGAACUGCCUAGGUGCACUUUUUCAUGACAUUUAGGAAUGUAUUUUCACGGUACCUGGAAGGUCAAUUACAUGCUCUGAUUAUCAGUUGAGUUCUUUAUUGAAGACAUUAAAUAAUAAUCAUUGACAUUUGUCAGGUGCUUAGCAGAUGACAGGCUAUUCUCUGUAUCAAUCAUCUUUUUAUUUCAUUCUUUAAUUGCUUGAUUAAAUCUUAGACUUCAUGAUCAUAUUCUUAAGGCUUAUCUGACCCACACUUUGGGAAACCUGUGUCUCUGCAGUGGUGCGGUGAAUCAGUAUGCAUUUGUUUGUUUGUGGGGGGGGGUGUUCAUUUUUUUCCCAAAAUUUUACUUAUUAGUACAUAAGGUGACUAUAUAAUUUAUCAUCUAAGCACUGAGAAUGAAAGAAGGUGAUGUUAACAAUUUCAUGAGGACAGCAGGCAAAAAGUAGAGCCUCUGGUCACACUUUUAGCCUGUUGGGGAGAACUAAGUACUUUAUGGAUGUUUGUUGCUAUGCAUAGCAGUAACAUCAGUAGCAAGUUUGAAUGAUAAGCAGAAAGUAACUUCUAGGGAAAUAAUGUAUGCUAGAUGAGGUUCACUGCAAAGUAAUGCCUAUAAAGAGAAAUUUAAUAAGAUUAAAGAAGUAUUGCUUUCCAAAAGUACUGUGAUUAAGAUCUAUUAGCAUUCAAACGUAUGAUGCUCAAGUUGUAAGAGAACUGGAAAAGAAAGUGUUGCUUUGUUGGCCUGUGAAAUGAAAUGGACAGCUCUUUGGAUUUGCUUAUCUUCUGCUUAAUGUGUUAAAAUAAUAAUAUUGGUGUGGUUCUCAGUGGAGCAGGAAGGAAAAUUGCUUGCUUAUGCCUUUACAAUAAAAUCUGAUUACGAAAUGGGUGGAGAUUGCUCAUGGGUAAAAUCAUCAAAAUUAGUUUUUUAUCACAUGACUAACAUGAUACAUCUAUGUUUCUUACUCUGUCCUUUCCCAAAUGGGAAAAUGUUUUAAGAAACCUGUUUGGGAUAUUAGCUAAGCUCUACAUAUUAUUUUGAUGUAUCUAUCAUGUUUAAUAACUUUUGUUCAUAAAAAUUUGAUUUUGUUUAAUUUCUGAUACAAUUUGUAAAAUAAUUUAGCACAAAUCAUUAUUUUUUCUAAAAUAGAUUUAUUUUAUAUGUAAUUUACUGCAAUGUUAUUUAAUGCCACAAAAAGCAUAACGAAAUAUGAUUUUUAACUGCUUUUUUAUCUCUUAAGAUAAAAAUUGACUAUAAACUUUGCUUUUCUUUAAAUCAAGGACAUGGAUGGAUUAUGAUGUAUUUCCUAAUACUGGAGUGUUUUCUUUUUUUAGCAUAUAUGUCUAAAUUCUCAUCAAUGCCUUUCUGUAUUAAUAAAUAGCACAGAAAAUGUCUGUAUUGGAAUGCUAAAAAAACCUUUCUGCUGCUUAUAGCACAAAGGAUAUAUAAAAUAAAAUUUAUUCUGUGAAUUAAAAAUUUAAA
Molecule: messenger RNA, 6306 nt
Organism: Choloepus didactylus (southern two-toed sloth)
Lineage: Eukaryota; Metazoa; Chordata; Mammalia; Pilosa; Megalonychidae
Gene: EMB
Product: embigin
Exons: 9
Coding region: 189-1163 (324 amino acids)
Biological process (GO): dendrite self-avoidance; homophilic cell-cell adhesion; axon guidance
Cellular component (GO): axon; plasma membrane
Molecular function (GO): cell-cell adhesion mediator activity
Source: RefSeq, a predicted model, not a curated record